Molecule: messenger RNA, 1377 nt
Organism: Anopheles marshallii
Lineage: Eukaryota; Metazoa; Arthropoda; Insecta; Diptera; Culicidae
Product: WD repeat, SAM and U-box domain-containing protein 1-like
Exons: 8
Coding region: 1-1377 (458 amino acids)
Biological process (GO): protein ubiquitination
Molecular function (GO): ubiquitin-protein transferase activity; protein binding
Source: RefSeq, a predicted model, not a curated record
AUGAGUGCAGCAAAGACGGCUAUUCUACAAAAAUUAACUACUCACACUAGCGAUGUAACGUCACUGGAUUUUUACGGAAAUGCGCUGCUGGUGACAGGGUCAAGUGACAAAACGGUUCGUGUGUGGCGAUGGGUGGCAGGCAGCGGGUUCCGGGAGGAAUCGUUCUCACCAUUGCUUGGUCACCGGUAUGGGGUGACGGGUGUGCGCGUAUCGCCAAAGGGUGCAGUGCUAGCGUCCGCCUCCGUCGAUGGCACGGUAAUACUGUGGAAUCUGAGCAAUGGUGAGAUUUCCAAUGUGAUAAACCAAGAGGGUGGUGAAGCCAUUCGUGCGUGCAUUUUCAGUCCCAACGGAUCGACCAUAGUUAGCUCCGACGACAAUGGGUCCGUUUGUAUCUGGGGUCAGGAUAAAAGUUUGAAGUGCCAUGUUAAAGUCCACGAUGAAGCUGUGCAUACGAUCGCGUUUUCUAGUGAUUCGGACCUUCUGCUGACGGCAUGCACACUGGGCAAUGUGAGACUAUAUGCAGUAGAAAAUGACGCUGCUGGUGAUCUCUCAUCUGCUGACUGUUCGAUCGAUGCCGCACAUGAUAUGGGGGUACUAUCGGCAGACUUUUGCAAAAUAGUCCAUACUGAUCCUACCGACAAAUGUUCGUUGAUUUACACCGUCGCAACGUGCGGCACUGAUCAUUACAUCAAAAUCUGGAGAAUCUUCUUCAUGCCAAAUAACAUUGAACGCAGCCGUCGAUCGCGGCUUAUACCGACAAGCCCCCAGGAACAUUUUGCGGGCCAAUCGACUAUCUACAGCACUGAGGUCAUGAAUGCUAGCUGCGUACAAACGAUAUCAGCUCACGGGAGCUCAGUCACAUGCGUACGGUUUAAUCCAACCGGUACGCUGCUGUUCUCCUGCAGCCUCGACAAGACAAUAAAAAUCUGGAACCAACAGGGCACGUGCCUUAAGACGCUUUCCGAACAUUCGCGGUACGUAAACUGUUUGGCCAUCAACAGCGAUUCGUCGGUGAUUGCGUCCGGUUCGAACGAUCGGACGGUGGUGGUGUGGGAUUUAACCAGCAGGUUGAGCUUGAACUCGCACAUAACUGGUAUAAGAUCGUUGCUGUUCUCGCUCGCCGUGAAGACGGCUGACAUUCCGCUUGAGUUUACCUGUCCGAUCACGCAUGAGCUGAUGAAGGAUCCUGUGUACGCGGAAGAUGGCUUCACGUACGAGCGAUCCGCUAUAAAGGAAUGGUUUUCCAGAGAGAAAGCCAUUUCACCGAUGACCAAUCUGGAGCUGUCUACCGAUGAGUUGGUGGAAAACGGUAAACUUAAGCAGCAGAUUGAGGAUUACAUGCGGUCCCUGGACGCGGAUGUUGGAGAAGUGCACUGA